Plectropomus leopardus (leopard coralgrouper) is the source of this 4595-nucleotide messenger RNA. RefSeq names its product pleckstrin homology and RUN domain containing M1 (gene plekhm1). The record is from RefSeq and is a predicted model, not a curated record. Lineage: Eukaryota; Metazoa; Chordata; Actinopteri; Perciformes; Serranidae.
CUCAGCUGGUGACAGAGAGCGUCUCUCAAGGAAACAAAUCUGAGCUCGUUGUUUUCUGUUUUUUGUGUGUUUUGUAAACGAUGGAGAGCGACUGCACGGACUAACCUGCCUUCAGCGGACGUUUACCGAGUUUUUAAUCAUUUUCGGAGGAUAUGGCGGCUGUCUUUGGACCGGAACGGCGAGUUAGCCGACCUGUUUCGCGUGCCAUGUGGGAGUAAAUCUUCCCAGGAGGUGCCAUGUUAGCCACGCAGAUGCCAGAUACGCCACCUGAGGCUAAAGAUGUCAAGCAGAUCAAAGAGAAGUUGGCACAGUCGCUGAAGGCCCUGCAGAAGCGCUAUGUGACGUCAGACGCCGUGGUCACCAGUGAAGACGCCGACGCUAACCUCCUCUGCUGCGCCCUGGAGGCCAUCUUCAUCCACGGCAUCAAAGCCAAGUACAUCCGCUCGGAGUCUGGCGGGCGGACCAGGAAGGGAGACAGAGGACCCCUCCCUCAGCCUUUCUUCUGGAGCCUCCUCAAGACCGUCACCCACCGUGAUGUGGUCACAGAGCUGGAGAAGAUCAGCUUCGUGGGCACGGACGUGGGGCGCUGCCGAGCCUGGCUGCGGCUGGCCCUCAACCACGGCCUCCUGGAGUGCUACCUCGCCUCGCUGUUCCGUGAGGGCUCCAAGCUGCGGGCCCACUACCAGCCCAGUGCCUUGCUCCUGAACACCGAGGAGCGGGAAGUCCUGCUCAGCUACCUCCAGGGUCUGGCCUCACUCACAUUCAGCCUCUCCUACAAGUCGGCUGUCCUCAACGAAUGGACCACCACGCCUCUGGCUCUCGCCGGACUCUGCCCUUUGUCCCAGGCGGACUCACUCGACCUGCCCUGCAACGGCGGAGACCUCCUCGCCUCUAAACCCGUGUACAAAGAAUCAUGGGAUACGGUGUCCCAGUCGUCGGGCUCAUCAGACGCUCAGGAUAUGCAGAGAGGAUGUCCAGUGGCGCUGCUGGGGAGAGGGACGAGCGUGUUACAGGGGGGCAGGACCGCACUCAACUCGUCUAAUUUGAGCCUGGACACCACGGGCUCCUCUCAGCUCUCCUCCAGCUUGAGCUCCGACAGCCUGCUGCAGGGGCAGGACCCCCGCAGCCCCACAGGGGAGCAGUGGUCCCCAUGUGACCUGGACAUGCCCAUCAGCGUCAGCAUCAGCACCAAGGGGCCGCAGAAGGAUUCUCUGACGGACUUCAGGGAGAGCGGCCACUGCAGUCAGGACUCCACGCGUGAGGACUCCUUUGUCUCCAGCACGGGUCCGGAUCAGUACUCGGAGACGGCCAUUUUCAGCGGCUCUGACAGCGAGACCCACGGUCCCCCGACACCAUCCCAAGACCUCGUGGACCCGCUCCCAAACUCUCUGCUGUCUGAAUCAGAGCCGCCACCAACAUCUGAUGAGAACCAUGUGGACUCCUCUCCCUCUGAAGCGUGCGUUAACGCCUCCUCUGAGUUUCACUCGGACGCAGACGUGAUCUCUGCGGUCACUGAGCCGGUGGAGUCUGAGGAAGUUCAUACGGCCGAUGUCCAGGAGAGUCCUGAGCCUCUGCGGGAGGAGAAAAAAGCCGAGCCAUCGGAGCCGCCAGUGCAUGAAGGCGCACGGCGCUCUGCCAGCAUCCUGAGCAGGGAAUUAUCCUCAGAUUCUCUAUCACACUCUCGUUGCUGGAUCUCUGAAGACGACAUCUACAAGCCGCAUCUGGAGGAGGAGUCAGACCACGAUGAGGCGCCUCCUCCUGCUCCCACGGCUGAGCCCAAGGCCUCGACGUCACCUCCCAGUGUCGUCCAUCGCAGACAAAUAGGGCUGUCCAACCCUUUCCGCGGCCUGCUGAAGCUCGGACAUCUGGAGCGACGCGGUGCGAUGGGAAUGUGGCGAGAUUACUACUGCGAGCUGUCGCCCUUCGAGUUCCGGCUCUAUCUCAACGCGGAGGAGCGGACGUGCUGCGACAACUGCUCCCUGGUGCGAUGUGAGGACGCUCGCAUCGCCUCACCCGAGGGCCGCUUCGAGCUGGCCUUUCCCGGGAAGCGACUGUACCUCCGGGCAGCCAACCGCGACGAAGCAGAGGACUGGGUGGACCGGAUAGUCGAGGCCGUCAACAAAUGCCGACCGGCGUCUCGUAUUGACGAGCAGUGGGAGGUGCUGCAGCCCUGUGAGAACGGUGUGGAGGCGUCGUCCCCGUCCUCGGCCCCCUCCAGCCCUGAGCGAGGUCUCUCAUCCUCUGACACGGGGACGUCCGGAGGGCAAGACGCGCUUCCUCCACAGGAGUUCGACUGGACUCGGAGUACUGAUUUAGAAACAGAUGCCAUCAAAGAGGCUGUUUUGUACUUCUCCACAGACCCGGAGGCUCGGACAUGGACACCUUUAGUCUUCUCCCUCUCCCUGGAGGCUUUGAAAGGUUUUCGGGUACAAGAGGGAAGGAAGCUGCUGCGCCAAACACACGCAAUUGAGGAUAUCCGAGACGUGGUGCCUGACGUCUCGCUGGGAGGACCGGCCUUUUUCAAACUGCUGACCGUCAGGGAGACGCUAAGACUCAGAGCAGAGAACGCAGAGGAGGCUCGAACCUGGAGGGUUCUGAUCCGAGGAGCUCUGGACUCGUACCUGGAGAGCGGGGAGGACGGCGGCUCGGGGGAGCCGGCUGUGGUUUGCUCGGGGUUAACUGGAAAUCUUCACAGACUGGUGCAGCACAGACUAAAAGAGGACGGAGCACUGCUGGUCCAUCUGUCCACGGUGCCGUCAGAGAAGGGGCUGGACGCUCAGAGCUUCAAGUGUGCAGGGUGUCCCCAGCAGAUCGGCCCGUCUCUGGGCAGAGCGCGGCUGUGUGAGUUCUCUGGCCAGUACUACUGUGACUCCUGUCACCACGGCGACACCACCAUCAUCCCCUCACGCAUGGUACACAACUGGGACCUGACGCAACGAGAGGUGUCUAAGAAGGCGCUGCGUCUGCUGGCUCAGGUGGAACAGGAGCCUCUGCUGAACCUGGAGCAGCUGAACCCAGAGCUGGUGAAGCACGCUGAGUCCAUGUCUCAGGCCCACAACCUGCGGCAGAGGCUCCGCCUGCUGGGCGACUACCUGCUCACCUGCCGCAGCGGAGCCUGCAAGAAGCUCCAGGCCAGAAUGGAGCAGCGGACGUACCUGCUGGAGUCGAGCCAUCUGUACAGCGUCAGGGACCUGCGACAGAUUGCAGAGGGCCAGUAUGCAAACUACCUGAUGUCGCUGCUGCAGCACGCCUCCAACCACGUGUUCCACUGUGACCUGUGCACUCAGCGGGGCUUCAUCUGUCAGAUAUGUCACGCCAACGACAUCAUCUUCCCCUUCCAGUUCGACACCACCACCAGGUGUAAAGACUGUAAGGCUGUGUUUCACCUGACCUGCAAGGCUGCGGGGGACUCGUGUCCUCGCUGUCAGCGGAUGAAGAAAUACCUGGAGAGAGUUCUGCAGGACUGAGUGCUGCCAGCAGGGCGGCGCUCUGCAGCCACGUUUUUCACAAAGUGAGAGAAGCGCAGACGGAGAGAAAAAUAACAUAAAAUCUAGCUUUUACAUGAAGUAACCUCAAGUGCAAUUAUGAGUUCGAUUUGCGUGACUGACCUUAAACCCGAAGAGGACGGUGUGAGAGCGACGGCGCUGCAGUAGCUAAACUCUUUGCACUAAUUUAGAAGCCUGACGUAAUGCAGCCAAAUGUUACUGACCAGUGACUUUAAUACCUCUCUGAAUUCAGACUCAGCCACGACAUCAAACGAAGGACGGGACAACGGUGAAGGUUGCUGCCAAGAAUCGUGUCCAACACACUUUUACAUCAUUUUUUUUCUUCACUUUGUCUUAUUGUAGGAUGUUUUUCACCAUCAGGUUUAUCAGAAAUACUCCACAGCGAGUUCUGCAUUUGUCUCAGAUUUACACAUAUUUAAACACAGCAGUGAAGUCGGGUACUGCACAUGCAAAAUAGCAAAAACAGCACUUGAAAUGUUCUAAUCAACAGAUUUUGAUUGUGCCUUCUUUUUAAUUUAAGCUUUACAAUGAUUUCCUCUUGUGUUUAACAGAGGGCCAAAAGCAUCACAGCUCCUGUUUUCUGUUUAAUUUACCUGAAAUGACACAGCUGCGUUAGAAACUGAUGUUGAGUCAAAGAAAAAACAGGGUUCCCACAGUCAGGAAAUUCCUGGAAAUGUUUUAAAGUUAGAAAAUCGGUUUUCCAGGCCUGGCCUUUUGGCUGUUGUUUGAAAUAUGUUCUUAAAAAUCUCACAACAUGUUAAAUGUUACACAAAAUAUGUUCUUAGUUUUACUUAAAAUCUAGUGCUGCACUGCGUGAUUUUUGAAACUUCACGCGUGAAACACACGUAGAUCAGACAGGCAUGUUUUAUUGCCAAGACCACGCCCCCUUUUGGAGGAAAGAUGGCGCCUGAGUGAUAUUUACAGACAAUGAAAAACAUAAAGCCAAAGAAAAGGUCAAACACGUGAUGGCUUUGCUAACAUAUUCGAAAGAGAGUGAGAAGUAUAAACUUUUUUAAUCCCACCCCUUCUCCAUAAAUCAUUGAAUGUUAAUUAACCAGCUUCCUUAUAAAUAUGUCACAGCCAUGACAA